AUGGACUCGAAUGCCCUGCUAGAGCUUGUGGACUUUCUCAAUGACCCCAAGGCCGAGGUCCGAGCCAUUGCGGCGGACCACCUGGCGCCGUACUGCGACGUGCCCGAGGCGAGGACGGUGCUCCUGGCCAAGCGCAAGGUCCUGCUCGAGCGACUGGGUGCCAUGAUGGGCGAUCUGACGCCCAUUGCCCACAACGCCAUGCGGGCGCUCAUCAAUCUCUCUGCAGAGACCGGAACCGAAGACAGCGACAAGCCGUCCGGACGCGUCGGCGAGUCGUGGUCCCGGGCCAUGGUCCAGGUCGGCCUCGUCCCGCGCCUCCUCGAGGUUCUGCUUGAUCCCGAUGCUGUUAUCUCUGAGCUCGCCGCCAUGCUCCUCGCCAACUGCACCCGGACAGAGGCUGCUGUUCACGAUCUGUUCGACGUGUGGAACACCGACUCGGCCCUGGAGAUCGCCAUCGUCAAGCUCGUCCGCGCCUUCCGCCUCAAGCACUUCCACAACCCAACGCUCCGCUCAACUUUCUCGCCUCGGCUCUUCCUCAAGAAGGACGGCCUUCUCCUUGCCCAGCUCCUGCCCUUCCUCGACGAUGAGUCAGUCAUCCGCCGCGGCGGCAUCCUCGGCACCGUCCGCAACCUUGUGUACGAGACUGACAAGCAUCCCCUGCUGCUCGACCCUACUGGGCCCAUCAAUCUCCUGCCCAAGCUCCUCAAGCCGCUGAUGGACAACCGCGUGCUCGAGGAGGACGACGUCGUCGGCAUGCCGCUCGAAAUCCGCCAGCUGCCCUACACACACCAGCGCGAGUCCGAUCCCGAGCUCCGUCGCAUGAUCGUUGACACCCUGUUUUACCUCUCGCUCGAGGCUGACUCGCGCCAGAUCCUCCUCGACUCCAAGGUCUAUGUCGUUGUCCGCAACGCCCAUGUCGACGAGGAGGACGAGGACGCCUCGCAGGCCAUGUUCAAGCUCAUCGACGUUCUCCUUCCCGAAAUCGUCAAGGACGACCCGCUGCCGGGCGCGCCCUCGGCCUCGGGUGCCCUCACCGAGCUCGAUCACGACCUUGCCACCGCCGGCCCGGAGACCACCUAUGUUGUCGGCGACGACGCCUCCGACGACGACGACGACGACAUCCUCCGCAACAUCCAGCCGCUCGGCCUCGAGGCUGAGCCCGAGGCCGAUCCCACCACCGCCGCCGACCCCGAGUCCGAGUCCACCGCAGCUGCCGCCACCGAUCCCGCCCUCGCCCCCGACGACGACAGCGAGCUUGACGCCGAAGCCGUCUCCAUGCUCGACAACAACGACGACGAGGACGACGUCGAGUAGCCGUCGCCAAGCUC
Molecule: messenger RNA, 1328 nt
Organism: Thecamonas trahens ATCC 50062
Lineage: Eukaryota; Apusomonadida; Apusomonadidae
Product: DNA-binding protein HGH1
Exons: 2
Coding region: 1-1314 (437 amino acids)
Source: RefSeq, a predicted model, not a curated record